AUGCUCACCUAUAAAAAUGUUGAGCACACCGCGAUCUCGGUUGUCAGAGGUUUCGUCGCCAACAACAGAGAUUUUCUUUCCACGGAUCUCUUGCAGCACUUUUUGCAUGUGCUGGUCAAAGACCCGGGGCAGGUGGGUCUGCCUGAGGGCCCUACACCGAAUGUGUGUUCUGUCCAAGAAGCUGAUGGAGAGGACUGUGGAGGACCAGAACCAGCCAGGAACUCACAUCCAAAUCCACGUUUACAACCAGAGACUGAAGACCCAGCUUCAGACUUUCCUGAACCUGGACAGCUAUCUAGCUUUGCCCUGGCCUCACAAUGUUGCCAACAAAGAAAUGAGAGCAGAGAACCUCAGUCAGGUUUGAACUCUCAGAAAAAGAGCAGGUAUCAUUCUCGUGAGAAAUCAUUUCGCUGCUCCGAGUGUGGGAAACAAUUCAACCAAAACUCAAACCUGAAGACACACAUGCGAACUCACACAGGAGAGAAGCCGUUCAGCUGCCCCUUCUGCGCUAAAAGGUUUGGCCAGAAGGCACAUCUGCAGAACCAUUUGAAAUGUCACACGGGCGAAAAGCCGUACAGGUGUUCAGUCUGCGGCCGGCGUUUUUCGAGGUUUGAGCAUAUGAAGUUACACAUGAGAACGCACACAGGGGAGCGACCAUUCAGCUGUGCCAGUUGUGGAAAAAGAUUCACCUGGCUUCAUCAGUUCAAAACGCACAAGUGUGGGGGUAAAUCGUCCCGGCUGCAGGAGGAACCGUGGAGCGGUCAGGAAGGAGAGCAGCUUCAAGGGCUGGAGGAGGCUGAUAUCACCAAGUUCCCAUUCACUCCUGUCCCUGCAAAGAGCGAGGAUGAUGAAGAGGAAGCUCAGUCCUCACAGCUUCAUCAAAGUCAAUCACAUCCAGACAGUUUUGACUCACAUGGACUCGUGUGUAACCCAUUCAUUGGACAGUUCUGGUGAUGUAACCCUGUUGUCUUGAAGGCUACCUUUACACCGCUACAUUUUUGAGUUUUGAGCCAAAAGUGAUCUCCGGUCACCAAGUGCUUUUAGCUCCAGGAGAAGAACUAAGGCUUCCUUUCUCCCUUUUCACUAGGCCCUGUUCCCAAAAUGAAUACUGUUUGGUGUCUGCUUAAUUCUUAAUUUCAGUGUAAUGUUCAUGUUAUUGUUUCAGUUUGUUACUUUAUUAUUUGACAUAGGCAUGUUCAGCAGGUUUAUAUGGAGUUAGAAUCAUGCCAAAACCUCACACACACACAAAACGUGUUUUACUCACGCCCA
Messenger RNA from Perca fluviatilis (European perch), 1269 nucleotides. RefSeq names its product zinc finger protein 569-like. The record is from RefSeq and is a predicted model, not a curated record. The coding region runs from base 1 to 954 and encodes 317 amino acids. The transcript has 2 exons. Gene Ontology annotation, cellular component: nucleus. NCBI's taxonomy places the organism in Eukaryota, Metazoa, Chordata, Actinopteri, Perciformes, Percidae.